Dovyalis caffra is the source of this 321-nucleotide messenger RNA. The record is from the annotation of a GenBank genome assembly. Lineage: Eukaryota; Viridiplantae; Streptophyta; Magnoliopsida; Malpighiales; Salicaceae.
AUGGCUUCGCCAUUGGGUGCUUGGGAACCUGAGAAACUAGUUCAGCCUGGCUCUGAAAUAAUAUCAAAUCAAAAAUGGGUUAUAAGGUACAAUGGCUGGCUGGAUGCAAUUCACAGGAUUUGGAUGGUAGAAGGGUUCAAGGGAUUCUUUAGAGGAAGCGUCCCCAGGAUAACAUGGUACAUCCCAGCCUCUGCUCUUACCUUCAUGGCUGUGGAAUUCCUCAGGGACCAGUUCAAUGAAAAACUAGACAAUGGAACCAUGCAAGAAGUUGCAAGCUUGUCAAUAGAGAAAAGGGGAUCAUCUCUGCGAGAGGUAACUUAG